UCCGCUCCCCCUCCCCUCCCGGCCCGGUGGGGCGGGGCCGAGGCCCGCCGGGCCCCGACACCUCCCCUUCCCUUUCCCCUUCCCUUUCCCCUUCCUCAGGACGCUCCCUCUCUCUCGGCAGCCGGCGCGGUUCUGAGCCAUGCGCGGCGGCGGGGCGGCGGCGGGCGGGCGGCGGUAGCAGCGGCCAUGGGCGGGCCGGGGGGUCUGCCCCGGGCGCGGCGGCUGUGCCACUGGGGGCCGCUGGUGGCCCUGGCCGUGGUGGCCGUGUGCUCCGCCACCGCCAUGGCGGACGCCGCGCUGUGGUACUGGCCCCUGGACACGGCUGGGGGAAGCGUCAACUUCCUCAUGCUCCUCAACUGGACCGUCAUGAUCCUCUACAACUACUUCAGCGCCAUGUUUGUGGGCCCGGGGUACGUCCCGCUGGGGUGGACGCCGGAAAAAUCUCAGGAUUGCAUGUAUCUCCAAUACUGUAAAGUGUGUCAGUCUUACAAGGCACCACGUUCACACCACUGUCGAAAAUGUAACAGAUGUGUCCUGAAGAUGGAUCACCACUGUCCUUGGAUCAACAAUUGCUGUGGAUACCAGAAUCACGCAUCUUUCACUCUCUUUCUCCUCUUAGCUCCGCUGGGAUGCAUUCACGCUUCUUUCAUAUUUGUCAUGACUAUGUACACUCAGCUUUACAACAGAAUAUCUUUUGGGUGGAGUUCUGUAAAGAUUGACAUGAGUGCAGCCAAAAGAGACCCUCGACCCAUUAUUCCCUUUGGACUGUCUGCAUUUGCUGCAUCUUUAUUUGCCUUAGGACUGGCACUAGGAACAACUAUUGCUGUUGGUAUGCUGUUCAUUAUCCAGAUGAAAGUAAUUUUGACAAAUAAAACUUCAAUCGAGUCCUGGAUUGAAGAAAAGGCCAAAGACAGAAUCCAGUACUACCAAACAGGUGAGACCUUUAUUUUUCCCUAUGACAUGGGAAGUAAAUGGAAGAACUUCAAGCAAGUGUUUACAUGGUCUGGGAUUCCUGAGGGAGAUGGUCUGGACUGGCCAGUAAGAGAUGGCUGUCAUCAAUACAGUUUGACGAUAGAGCAACUGAAACAGAAAGCAGACAAGCGAAUAAGAAGUGUGCGGUAUCGAGCAGUAGAAGAUUACAGUGGUGUCUGCUGCCCUGUGACUAAAGGUGUUAAAACACUCUUCACAACACCAUGCACUGAAGAACCUAGAAUUGCACUGAGUAAAGGGGAUCUGAUUUUAGCCACAAGAGGCUUAAAACACUGGAUGUAUGGUGAGAAGAUUCUCGACUCAGCUGGUGAUGGUGGAAUAAGAAAACGAGGCUGGUUCCCCAGGAAAUGUGUGGAAAAAUUCCAAUAUGACUCAGAAAUGGAUCAACCAGUGGAUGGAGAGAAGAAAAACAGAUAGCCUUCUAAUUUUUUAAAUAAGAAAUGGAAUUUUUACUUCAGACCACAAUCCUUUACUUGAAAUUUUCAGUAUAUUACUUUCAACUUAUGCAAUAUGUCAGGACAAGGUUUUCUCUUCCUCGCAGCUGAAAGGGUUGGAUAUGCCUGUGCCAUGGUUUGCAUACCUUUUAAACAAUAAAUAAUUGAAGAAGCCAUUCAGUGGAUUUGCCUUCAAGAUGCAUCUUUUUCAUCCCAUCACGUUUUUUUUUAUUUUUGCUGUUUAAAUUACAUUCUGAGGGUUCAUGCUUAAGGUUUUUUCCUCAACUGCAUCCGGCUGUGGUGUGUGCUGCCCAUCUUUUGUAUUUUACUUUCUCUGAAGCUGCCCCUGCAAACUAUAAAGUAAACAUGAUUCAAAGUCAAGAUAAGAUUUGUUACUUGUGACUUUUAAUGAUGUGACUUGUCCACCUCAAAUAAAUUAUACAUUCAUAUUCA
Columba livia (rock pigeon) is the source of this 1877-nucleotide messenger RNA. RefSeq names its product zinc finger DHHC-type palmitoyltransferase 6 (gene ZDHHC6). Gene Ontology annotation, biological process: protein palmitoylation. NCBI's taxonomy places the organism in Eukaryota, Metazoa, Chordata, Aves, Columbiformes, Columbidae. Gene Ontology annotation, molecular function: palmitoyltransferase activity; protein binding. The transcript has 10 exons. The record is from RefSeq and is a predicted model, not a curated record. Gene Ontology annotation, cellular component: Golgi apparatus. The coding region runs from base 187 to 1407 and encodes 406 amino acids.